AUGGCGCUCACUGGGGCCACAGCGGUCUGCCGCGAUGACGCAGCGGAUCCCCGGCUUCUGGGCCGGCGCAGCGUCAGCGGCAAAAAACAAUUCGAGCAGAAGUUCCGCCUCGAGGCAUCGUUUUCUGCAGCUUCCGAGCUGGCGCAAGAAGGGCGGAAGGCUGCCGGGAGCGGGAAGGUGGAGGAAGCGGUGCAGGCCGGCUGGGCCACCUUGGUUCAGACGGUGAAAGUCCGGGAGACCAAAAGCAGGGACUCGAAGGUGGUCGGUCUCUUGCCCGAGGGUCGUCGUGUCAAGGUCUCCAAGGUUUGUUCCAAGUCCGCCCAGCUCGAAGAGCCAGUGGUGGGCUGGAUAACACUGUGCAAGGGGGGUGCCGUACUUCGGCAAGACCCAGCCCAGAAGCAGCCGGAGAGCUCGGCGACCAUGUGGGCCGUUGCCAACGUGAUGGCCCGGUAUGGGGCCACGCCAACGCUGGCGAGUGCCACGCCGGGUAGCAGCACAGACGUGCAGGAAUUGGAGUUGGAGACAGAUGCCGCGGUUGCCGUGACGGUCCAGGCAGUCGAGACGCCAGCUUCUGAGAAGCCUUUCCAUUUCUUGCCGUCGGUAGCGACCUGGCUCUCCGCGGCUGGUGCACCCCAAACAGGACUGCUGCCAUCUACACGGAGGGCGACCUCCAACACAGACAUGGCUCCUGCAUCGUUUGCCGUGGAUUUUUUCGUAGACCACGCGGUCGUGGAACCCAAAGCAGAGGCGCAAGAAAUCAUCGACCAGGUUGCCGUGACGCCAUUCCGGCAGUUGCCAUCCGUUGGCACCUGGCUCUCUGCGUUCACCCCGCGGAACAUCAGCGAAGA
This is a messenger RNA of Symbiodinium sp. CCMP2592, 848 nucleotides long. Lineage: Eukaryota; Dinophyceae; Suessiales; Symbiodiniaceae. The record is from the annotation of a GenBank genome assembly.